UUCCAGGGUGUCUCACCAUUCAGAUCCGAACAGCGCUCUGUGUGUUUCUAGUCCUGUUGACCUACUCUGUCACCCAAGCAUGUGUGGUGAGCUGUUUACCCUGGGUCUGGAUUAUGGGAGGUAACUCUAGUAGCAGCUCCGUGGAGACUGUUUCCAUGGACACACCGAGCGAGCCAGGGCCAAUGAACAGUACGGUAGCGGAGGGGGUGUGUCCGAACGUUUCCUACGCUCUCCUCUCCUGCGUGGCCGGAACUCUCACCGUCAUCCCUUACCUCCGCGUCUCCUCGCUACCUAAGAUACUCCUGCUCUUCCUUCUCUCGGUCCUUUACACCGUUGCCAUGGAGACCAGCGGGUACCGCAUCGCCGUGGGGGGAGGUUUGCUCCACCCUCGGCGGUAUGAUCCAGUGCUGGGUCUCCUGUUGUUUACUGUAGCUCUGGCUCUACACUGUAGACAACUGGACCUCAAACUACGCCUAGACUACCUGUGGGCCACUCAGGCAGAGGAGGAGAGAGGCGACAUGGAGAAGGUGAAGUUGGACAACAAGAGGAUCUUGUUCAAUCUCCUACCUGCACACGUUGCGCAGCACUUCCUCAUGUCCAACCCCCGCAACAUGGUGAGUCUCACCCCCGUUCCCCUCUCUCCCUGUCUCCCUGCAUCUCGUCCCCCUAUUCCCCCGUCCCCCGUCCCCCUUAUGCCUUGUCCCCCCGUUCCCCCGCACCUCAUUCCCCUGUUCCCCCUACGCCUCGUCCCACUGUUCCGCCUGCCCCACCUGUGCCUUGUCCCCCAGUUCCCCCUGUGCUUCGUCCCCCUGUCCCUGCCAUUCCCUGCUGGAUCAUCUCCCGUUUGGGUAGUGGUGCAUUUGAGUAGCUGGCUGGUGUGA
Messenger RNA from Oncorhynchus mykiss (rainbow trout), 881 nucleotides. The record is from RefSeq and is a predicted model, not a curated record. NCBI's taxonomy places the organism in Eukaryota, Metazoa, Chordata, Actinopteri, Salmoniformes, Salmonidae.